Molecule: messenger RNA, 3133 nt
Organism: Trichoplusia ni (cabbage looper)
Lineage: Eukaryota; Metazoa; Arthropoda; Insecta; Lepidoptera; Noctuidae
Gene: hrm
Product: monocarboxylate transporter 12
Exons: 8
Coding region: 330-2372 (680 amino acids)
Biological process (GO): transmembrane transport; monocarboxylic acid transport
Molecular function (GO): monocarboxylic acid transmembrane transporter activity
Source: RefSeq, a predicted model, not a curated record
CAUAAAAUGUUGGGAGAUGACGGGUGUCUGUCGUAAUUUCACAAAAAUACCCAUUUUGUUCAACUAUUUUAGUUACGAAAAUAUUUUGUGACAAGACAUUGUGAGUUUUCGUGUGUGUCUGUGAACAAUUUGUGUGUUUUUAUUAAUUUUGACAUACGUUUUUCACUGUAUCCGCUGCUCAAAAUAAUUUGAUAAAAACGAGCCAAUUAAAACAAGACUGAAAUACAUAAAAUUAUGUAGAAAUAUAUACAUUGACUAGAAUUAUAAUAUACAUUCCAACUGAGUACGUUUCGUACAUUAUAUUAUGACAAUUGGUGAUUAGACACAAGAUGGCGACUCCUGUCAAGUUGAAGAUUGAAGAGCGGGAUGGAGUUGAGGACAAGUUGUUGGAGGAGAACCAGGUGUUGAUCGUGCCAGCUCAACAGCACGAUGGGCUGGUCGCGGCGAAGUCGUCGAAAAAAGUGAAGCUCCCGGAGGACUCGGCGGGUGUCGGCGGCGGCCGGUUCACGAUCGGUCCCGCACCCGAGCGGGACUGGGAGAUGGUGCCGCCAGACGGCAAGUGGGGCUGGUGCGUGCUCGUAGGAGCAACAUUAGUGAACAUCCUCAUCCCCGGUACGAUCAAAUCGUUUGGAGUACUCCUGGUGGAGUUCAACGAUGUUUUCCAAUCGAGUGCGUCCGCAUCGUCCGGGAUCGUAGCUCUGUGCUACUUCCUGUACAGUAGUCUGGGUCCUUUAUCAUCGAUUCUCUCAGUGAAGUGGUCGUAUCGGACGGUGACGCUGAUCGGCGGCAGUUUUGCUGCCUUCGGAAUGAUAUUCAGUAGCUGUGCUUUUUCUAUCACCUAUUUAUAUUUUAGUUUCGGCGCAAUGGUGGGUACAGGCGCGGGCCUAGCGUUCCCUCCUACCGUGUACAUAGUAACGUCCUACUUCGUGCGUCUAAGGGGCCUCGCCAAUGGCAUCUGCAUGUCCGGGAGUGCGUUUGGAAGUAUCAUACUGCCACCGGUACUCAGAUAUCUCCUGGAGGAGUAUGGUUACAAGGGCGCGGUCCUCGUUCUGGGCGGUAUAAUGCUGAACGUUUGGGCGGCCGCGUUACUCUUCCAACCAGUUGAGGAGCAUAUGGUGAGAAAAUACAAGGAACCAGAAGAAGACGAGGAUUGUCCGCAGUUGGAGCCUUUCAUCGAAGAAGACAUAGGCGACUUAGAAGAAUCAGAAAACCCCAAACUGACAUUCACACCAGAAGUAGACACCCCAGGCGACAUGCCCAACGGAUCACCGCCGAUCUACAAGAACCAGUCUAACGCGACCCUCGACGAAGGCAACAAGCAAGACUUCGCGAGGUCAGCAAGCGCUGUGCAGGUAACAUCCAAGGAUGUCGAAAGAAAUAGGAAGACCACACCAGCUUCGUCCAGACACGGACUCCAACAUAUGUCCAGCAAAAAUCAUUUACCGAGUAAUCCGUCUUUACUAGAGUCCGUACCUGAAGGAAAGAGUUCCAGAGUCAAUUCUCAAGAAGCGUUUGGUAAGAAAUUGGGGGUACCGAAAACCCCAAAAAGGAGUCCUUCAACAUCAAGUUUUCAAUACAUGUCGACCCCUUUCCAUGGGUCCACGCUGUCAGCCUUCGAGAAGCCAAGCGAAUUCGCUUCACAAUUCAGUUUAAAAUCCGUGACAGAUAGUUUAGCACCAAUCAGCUAUUGCUGUGGAUGCAAAAAGCGUUCGAAAGAAGACGACUCGAAGAAAGAACCAAGCAAAUACUUCGAUAUCCAAUUACUCAAAGACCCAAUCUAUUUGGUUAUAUUAAUAUCAAAUUGUACUUGCGCGAUAUCUUACACAAACUUUAUAAUUUUAGUACCAUCUUACGCUAAGGAGUGUGGUUUCGAUAAAUCUUUGGGUGCGUACCUCUUAUCAAUAAUUUCCGCGCUUGAUUUGGUUGGGAGAAUCGGUGGGUCAGCUCUAUCGGACUUAGUAUUAACACCUAAGCGUUAUUUCUUUAUUUUUGGAUUGCUCUUAUCCGGUAUUAGUUUAUCCAUGAUACCUUUGGUGUCCAGUUACUCUGCGAUAAGUGCUUUCUGCUCUAUUUUCGGUAUCGCUUCAGGAAUUAAUGUUGGUGUAACUGCCCUAGUUAUGACAGAAAUGUUGGGUACUGAGAGACUAAUGUCGUCAUACGGUAUAAGUUUAUUCGUUAACGGUAUUUUGCAGUUAGUAGGACCACCGGUAUGUGGCCUGUGGUUUGAGUAUACGAAAUCAUAUAAAUCUCUUUUUGUGACCCUCGGUUUUAUAUUAAUAUUCGGAGCCGCUCUGUGGGGCUUCGUUCCCUUUAUACACAGAAGAAGAAGGAUAGCGCAGAGGAAUAAGGACAGUGGUAUCGAUAAAGCGUAGUUUUUAUCGAUAAAUAUUAAUGGAUCUAUCGAUAGAAUUACGGCGGUGUAUUAUAGAAGUGAAGUGCCACUUUUUAUAUGUAUGUGUUAAUCAUGAAAGCAAUUUGAAUUUAAUUGAAGAUUAAAGUUUAAUAAUGUUUGGUCAUAUUUUAAAUGUCGUUUCCGUGGGAUAAAUAAAAUGUCUUUCCUUUUAGAAAUGAAUUUUCUAUCUAAAUAUACAUGUUGUACCAAUUUUGAUUAGAUAUUAACUUUUACACAACGCCAUCUAGUCUCAAACUAAGCAAAGCUUGUAUUAUGAGUACUAGACAACUGACAAACAUAUUUCAGUACAAAUAUUCGGGAUUAUUACCAAAGCCUUUUAUCCUGAGUGGGAAUUGAACCCACGACCUCGGGUAUAGUAGUCAGAGCCUAUAUUCUUACUUACAUCGAUAUUUAAAAUAUGACAAGAAACUAUAUUACUUUUACACUAAAAGUGACUUCUCUUAAAUAAACCAAUUAAAAUUCAGAAGUAGAUUUAUAAAAACUUUUCUAAACAUAUAAAAAGUGUAUGUUGCCUUAUAGCAUAUUUUCUACUUUUUUAUGAAACUAAGAGCCUUAAAACCUCAAAUUUAUACUCUGUCCGUUCUACGAAGAACUUUUUGACAGGACUUAAAAUUGUUCGAAAAGUGUCGAGAAACAUGUUGCUGAUUUAAUAUAAAUAAUACAGUAAUACCCUGUAUACGUCCCACUGCUGGGCACAGGCCUCUUCCCAUAUAGGGAAGG